This is a messenger RNA of Osmia lignaria (orchard mason bee), 3166 nucleotides long. Its product is annotated as transmembrane protein 120 homolog. The record is from RefSeq and is a predicted model, not a curated record. Gene Ontology annotation, cellular component: membrane. Lineage: Eukaryota; Metazoa; Arthropoda; Insecta; Hymenoptera; Megachilidae.
ACGUAUGUAGAUGAUACGAACCAUAAUGAAUGAAACACAUCAAGUUAUACAAGAGCAGAAAAAGGAGUAUUGGUGAGCUGCAUAUAUUAUUGAAUGCAUAUUAAUCUAUCUAAUCUCCGCCUGAAGACACGUAUGAUUAAAGCUAUAGAAGAUUAAAAUUCCGAAUGAUAAUAAUAAUAUAUAAUCGAAUACAACUGAUGAAGAACGACUCAGAAGCUAUUAUCACUGGAAUUAUAGGCUUUUGAAAUACGUUUUUAUCAUACGUCGGGUCUGAAGAUCACGGCUUCCAGAGCACUCUGCCGCUAAAUCCAGAAAAAGGUACUUGGGUAUAGGAACACGAAUCAUUGCAUACCUGAAUUUUUAGUGAGUUCUUGGCUCUCGUCCCUUUAUUUCGCUACGAUGAAUACCGAUGUUGAGUCCUGUUUAAAAGACUGGAACGACCUAGCAAAAGAUUACAAGGAAUUAGAAAUAUUGAACAGGGAGUACCUCGCAAAAUUAGAAGAAGUAAGCGAACUACAAGCGAAAUGUUUAAAUGGAAUCUCACAUCAGAGGUACAGAAUGGGUGUAAUAUCAAAGUCCCUGAAACAGUUACAUGCAAGUGAAACAAGAAAAGGUUUAGACAAAGAAAUGGCAAGAAGAGAAGAGCAGUUACAUGAAAUUGAACAAACUUUGCCAAAAAAGAAUGGCACAUACCUUCAAAUUAUUUUAGGAAGCGUUAAUGUGUCCAUUUUAAAUAAAAGUGAUAAGUUCAAGUACAAAGAUGAAUACGAAAAGUUCAAGUUAAUUCUCUCUGUAAUUGGUUUUAUUUUAUCUGUAUUAAAUUUACUCACUAAUAUCAGAACAUUGGAACUUAGUUUCAUGUUUCUUCUAGUUUGGUAUUAUUGUACAUUGACAAUAAGAGAAAGUAUAUUGAAGGUAAAUGGUUCAAAAAUCAAAGGUUGGUGGAGAUUUCAUCAUUUUCUAUCGACCGUAGUAUCUGGUGUUUUAUUAGUAUGGCCUAACACAGGACCAUGGUAUGCAUUUAGGCAACAGUUCAUGUGGUUUAAUGUGUAUAUCAGUGUGGUACAAUAUUUACAAUUCUGUUAUCAACGCGGUGUUUUGUACCGUUUGAAAGCGCUAGGCGAAAGACAUAAUAUGGACAUUACCAUAGAAGGUUUCCAUUCAUGGAUGUGGCGUGGAUUAUCGUUUUUGUUGCCGUUCCUUUUUGCUGGAUAUGUAUUUCAAUUGUAUAAUGCAUAUGUAUUAUACACAUUAAUAUCCCAUCCAGAAGCAACUUGGCAUGUUCCAGUCCUUAGUGCCAUGUUUUUAGUACUAUUCUUAGGCAACAUAAUAACAACUAUCAUGGUAAUUCCUCAAAAAUUAAGACAACGCGUAAGAGAUCAUUUUCCUGGAGUAUUUACAUCUAAACCUGAACAAAAGAAAGAGGUAAAUGGAGAGAAGAAUGUAAAGGCUCAAAAAUCGAGAAACAUCAUGACGGCUGAUAUUUCGAACGAAGAGCUACGUAAAGAGAUCGCCGCUAUCCUUGAGGAUGCAGACCUUACAGUUAUGACUGUUAAGAAAAUAAGGCUACAAAUUGAAGAAAAAUUCGACAUAGAUCUUACUUCAAGGAGACUGGAAGUGGACAAAUUAGUCAUGGAGUGCUUACGAGGAAAGCAAGAUGAAGCUAAGAAGACUUCUAGCGAAGAAUCCAAGGAUGGUGAAGAAGAAGAGGAAGAGGGAUUUGAAGAAGAAGAGGAAGAGGUCUACGAAGAAGAAGAGGAAGAGGGAUACGAAGAAGAAAAGAAACCGCUCAAAAGAAGUACUGCAAAGAAAGCAGUAAAUAAAUGUAAAAGAAGAUCUUCCGAUGAAGAAGAAAGUGCAAGUGAUAAUGAUGCUAGUGACGAAGAAUAUAGUUCAAGGAAACCAAAGAAGACAGGUAAACCUAGAAAGAUUUCGAACGACGAGCUAUUCGACGAGAUCACCGAUAUCCUUAAGGAUGCAGACCUUACAACUAUGUCUGCUAAGAAAUUAAGGCUACAAAUUGAAGAAAAAUUCGACAUGGAUUUUUCUAAUAGGAAAGUAGAACUGGACAAAAUAGCCAUGGCGUACUUACGAGAAAGGCAAGAUUGAGCUAAGAAGAAGAAGAAGACUGCUAGCGAAGAAUCUGAGGAUGGUGAAGAAGAAGAAAAGAAGCCCUGCAAAGAAAGCAGUAAAUAAACCUAAAAAAGGAUCUUCAAAAGUUGUGAAGAAGGUUUGUACUAUCAUCAAAGAGAGGAACCUUUAUGAUUCGUCGCAAUUUGCGACAAUGAAUUAAUAAAAGUAAUUGGAGUAAAACGUUUCAGAACUUUCGGUAUGAUGAAGUACCUCAAAAGUUAUUUUGUAGAUUAAAUCAUCUAUGAGCCAUGAUCUCUGACUGGUUAUAAACAUUGUAUAACAUAUUCCAAGGAUGCAAAGUGCAUCCUUUCCACGCGAUGCAUACAUAAAUACAGUUCGAAAUGUGGCAAACAAUUAAAAUGGCCAAUAGUCAAUAAGCUGGUUUUAAGUCAAUGUAAUAAGAAUUAAGGUUCAAUCGUUUGCCUGAUGGUACUUCUAAACAGCAGCAAGAAAGUCAAAGUAACGUAAAGAGGUCUUUGAAAUCAUUUUAAAAGUGGCGUUUUUUUAUUUUUUACUGUUUAUUUUAUUACGUAAAAGAAAAAAGUAAAUACAGUGCGAUGAAAAUAAGAAGAAAGACGGUACAAAAGAAAAAUCAACAUCCUGUACCUCUUCUGUAUAAUAGUUACAUUAUACAAUAUACUGAAAUUAUUACUAAGUGAAAUAUAAUUAUAUUAUCGUGUAAUUACUGAUUAUUCUCGUAAUAUAGGUUUCUUGGUGUAAAAAAAUUCACCUAACUUUUAAGAUUUAAUGGUAAAAGAAGAAGUGAAUGUAUUUUAGCGAAGGUACGAUGUAUGCAUAUUAAACAAACAGAAAAAGUCACAGUAUGUGCAGCACUGCACAAUAUUUGAACUGUAAUACACAACCGAGCGUACAUACUUAUAUUCUGUAUAUAUACCAUUAUGAUAAUUUAAUUAGAGUAACAUAUACCGACGCGCACAUCUGUACAUUCUGUAUUCGCUGUACUGCUAAUAAUUAUUUGUAAUUGUAAUGCAUGAAACCCUUAUAAUUUAUACAAUAUAAAUAUUUUUCUGUU